Messenger RNA from Bathycoccus prasinos, 3528 nucleotides. RefSeq lists its product with no specific name. Gene Ontology annotation, biological process: anaphase-promoting complex-dependent catabolic process; positive regulation of mitotic metaphase/anaphase transition; protein K11-linked ubiquitination. The transcript has a single exon. The record is from RefSeq and is a predicted model, not a curated record. NCBI's taxonomy places the organism in Eukaryota, Viridiplantae, Chlorophyta, Mamiellophyceae, Mamiellales, Bathycoccaceae. Gene Ontology annotation, cellular component: anaphase-promoting complex. The coding region runs from base 1 to 3528 and encodes 1175 amino acids.
AUGAUGUCAAAACGGAGAGUUCAGACGGUGCAGUUCGACCAGACUUCUGCAAUCCCGACCCCUUACGUCGUUCAUUUGUGCUCUUUGCUCGAAAUCGCGUGCCAACCAAACUCAGAGGUUAAAGGGAUUUCUUCGGUAGGGAAAAAGAAACGACUCGAUGACGAUGAUUUUGAUGAGAGGGAAGAAGAAGAGGAGGAGAGGAAAAAGUAUUACGACGCGGAAAACGCGUACGAGAGUUUAACCUUGAAGUUUCGAAAAAAAAUCGUUCGGUUCGUGACGAAAGAGGUUUUGAUGGAGAGAGGGAAGACGUCGUCGUCGAAUGGAUUGGUGUUGUGCGAACCAGAUUCGGAGGAGUUUUGGAGACGAGUGUAUCGGUUUUUUGUGCUUCCUUCUUCCUCCAAGAAGAAGAAGAAGACAAAGAAGAAGAGCGAAGAAGAAGAAGACGAAGAGAUGGAAGUGUCGAGAGCGAAUAAUAAUAAUGGUUACGAUGAAUACGAAGAAGAGUACGCUGAUGAUGAUGAUGAUGAUGAUGAUGAAACGAGAUGCGAUAAAGCGCAGCAAAUCGAGGAUUUCUUCCACGUGUUGCAAACGAAGGAGAAGUAUUUACUCGAGUCGGUUGACGAACUGGUGAGAAAAUUUGAACGUCUGCCGAGAUGUUUAGCGAGGGAGGCGAGAGAUUGUUUCGCGGUGUCGAGCGGUGAAGAUUUAGCGGUGAGGAAGAUUGAUCCGGAAAGUGUGUGCGGGAGGUUUUUACGACGACAGUUAGUUGAAUUUGAGCGCUUGUCGUUUGACGGCGUGUGCGAGUGUCACGAGAUGUUGAGAAGGUAUCGGGAGGAUUUCGAUGCGUUCGUGAACGCGGCGGCGGAAGAGAUGAACGGUGGAGAGAAAGGAGAAGUUACUUUUUUGCUGCACAGAACGUGCAAAGCGAACGAACGCGCGAUUGUGGACACGUUGGUGGAGAAGUGCGAACGAUUAGGGGUUAAGAAGAGUUCGGCGAAGGAAGAGGAAAGUAACGACGAGGAGGACGAAACGCUUCCGUUUGGCAUCGCUAUGGGUUUAGGAGGUAUUCUUGACCCGAGAGAGAAAGAUACCAGCACUAGAAAUACUAACAGUCGCAGCAAUAGUGGGAAUUCUGGUCUUCCGACGAAGAACAACAAGAGCGUAGGCGCGGUGCUUCGUAAAGUUUUAGCGGAACAUGAGAACACGGCGAUUCACAACAGGCAUCCGCGCGCGAGACACGUGGAGAGUUUAAAACAAAAAGAUGUCGUCAACGCUUUGUUCCAUUUACACAGACACUUUGAAAUAAACGGAGAUAUCCCCGCGGACGAGUCUGUUUUGUUGCACGAGUUGAUUAGCGCUGGCGGUGGAGGAAGUCGCAGCGCGCACUCCAUAACGCCCGUGUCGCAAUCUGGAAGACGAGCAGCGGAGGCUUUAAUUGCGCUCGGCGCAACGCACGCGCAGUUUCAACAUCGAAAAGAAACCGCGAGAGCGUUAGAAGAGGCGACGCGAAUCGCGCAGCAAUCUGGAGAUGAAGACGCAUUAGCGAAGGCGUUAGCGUUGAGUGGGCUUUUAGCCGAGUCGGAGUAUUUCGACGAUGACGACGACGACGUGGACGUAGACGAGGAUGAAGAUAGCGAUGAGGACGACGACGAGCCUUUCGAAGAAUAUUUAGACAACAUCAAACAACAACAACAACGACAACAACAACAACAAAAGUAUAGUUCCUCGACAUCCUCUUCGUUAUCUUCGUCUUCAUCAGUCUUGAAAAAAGCGAAGCGAUCUCGAACACUUUUACGUCGGUGUUUAAAGCUUGGAAGACAGUUGAAAAAUCCCGCGCUGGCGAGCUACGCCGAGUUGGCGUUAGCUAGACAAGUGGCGGCGUUUCCGAACGAUGCUGGAAGAGACCGCGUUAUGGAGGAACGCAGAGCGGCAUUAACGAGCAAAAACGCUGGCGUAGCGGCUGCAACGACGAAAGGUACCACCUCGUUCGUUUCCGCGCCUACAUCGACUCAAAUAUCUGCACCAGAAGUUGUUGAAAAAGCUAUUCAAAACGUCGAAGUUUUGUCGCAUAAAACAACGCUCGUUGCUUCCGCGCCAGCUACGAGAACGACCGCAGAACAUAUGCGCAAACAAGAGAUAAUUUUACGAGAAAAGGGCGCUUCGAAUAACCCGUCUUCCGGAAAUACCGGAGGUGCGAACGGCGGCGCGAAUACCACCGGACAACAACAAACGCAAGGCGGCGGUAACCAAUCGCUUGAUGCCAUCGCCGUCGCACAGGCGACGUCUUUGAUUCGAAUGAACGAAAUAUAUCCCGCUUCUUCAUCCACGAUGGCGUCUUCCUCAACAUCUGGUGGGAAAGUUACGCACACGUCUUUAGGCACCUUACAACGUUACGCCACUUUUGACACCGCCAAAGAAACGAAAAACGCCAUCAACUGUUUGCGCACGCCGGCGUUUUCGAUGCAAUCGACGACGUGGUCGACGCGAGGCGACGACGGGUUAGCGAGGGUUGCCACUUUGAAAGCAUUAUCCGAGGGUACUUUGAAAGAUGCUUCGCCCGUGGACGCCGCGCGAGCAUUUGCAGUUUUAUCGAAAUCCACGCAAAGGACGAGAGGUACCAAACGCGCGUUGAUGGAACUCGAAAAAGCGGAAUCGCGUUUGCGCGAACACGUGGAUGAUAACGAGGAAGUUUCGAGAGAGUUGAACGCGGCGAGAAUUUCGAUACUAUUCGACGAUGCUAUCGCACGGAACGAGUGUUUCGAAGCGAACGAGUGCAUGCGACAGAUGCACGCGUUGGUUCAUCCGAUUGGCGAGAAGACGGAUUCGAGUGCGGUAUUAGAGGCGAAUCGGGCGUUGGCUGAAAUUUACGCCAUGAACAGAAACUACGCAGAAUCAUUCGAAAGCUUUCUGAGAGGUGCAGAUAUUCUGACCUUCGCUUCCUCCCAACUCGAAAGCGAUUCGUCGAUGAAAAACGGAAAUAGCAGCGCGGACCCGAGAAACGCGAUGCACGUUUUGAAAUCGGAGUUGGGCGUCGCGGAGACGUUUAAGAAUUCGCAAAACUACGCGUUUGCAUUGUUGAGAGCGUUAGGAGUGGAUAAGCGCGCGACAGAUUUAGGCGUCGACCAGUACGCGUUGUUCGCGAAACUUAUCGUCGCGGAGUGUUUGAUUGAAUUGAAAGGCUCGCACGCGAACUUGGGCAAACUCUAUUUGGAGAAGUACUCGAGAGCGUUUUUAAGCUCGAACGAGCUGCGCUUACGAGCUCGGUUUCAUUUGAUCAACGCCAAAGCGUCUUUGGAAGUCAACAUCCAAGAUGAAACGGACGAGGAAAUGGAAGAAACGAUUGAAUCUAUCGUCGAUGACCUGAACCGUGCCUCUUUAUUCGGAGAAAAGCUCGGCAACAUCGACAUCGUCAAAGAAUCGCAAUAUUUACUCGCGCAGACGUACCAUUUCACGAACGAUGUUGAGAAUCGUAACGAGGCCUCCAGAGCGUUUCGCGAACUCAGUCAACAGUAUUACAAUCAUUAUUAA